Messenger RNA from Lineus longissimus, 3152 nucleotides. Its product is annotated as G2/M phase-specific E3 ubiquitin-protein ligase-like. The coding region runs from base 64 to 2298 and encodes 744 amino acids. The record is from RefSeq and is a predicted model, not a curated record. Gene Ontology annotation, molecular function: ubiquitin-protein transferase activity; protein binding. Lineage: Eukaryota; Metazoa; Nemertea; Pilidiophora; Heteronemertea; Lineidae. The transcript is spliced from 9 exons.
ACGAGGCCGCUUGUCAAUCCCGUUUGACAUUGUCAGAUCUGACUAUACGUGUAUAGUGUUGGCAUGAAGACUGUGGAAGAUAUUUGUGGUUUUCUUUCGUCCAGGUGCAUUCCAGACAUUGUAUUGGAAAAUAUUCGUCAACAGAAGAUUGAUGGAGAUGUUGUCCGCGUUUUAGAUGAAAGUCAACUCAUAGAAGUGGGCAUCACGGCACUUGGUGACAGAUCAAUGCUCAGAAAUUUCUGCCAGUCUGAUUCAAACACCACUCAGCCCAUUAACCAGCCGACUGCAGUCGCAAGCACCCCUUCCACGACUACAUGUAGGCCUAGCAGCGACAGGAGGGCAUAUUUGUUGAAAUGCCUACGGGAGAAUUACGGUUCACAGCGUCAGCGCUUUCAAAAUCGUGAGAAACGUUCCCAUGCCAGUAAAGGUCGUCCUGUGAGUAUGAAGCGCGCGGUCGAGAUGAGAUUGCGGAUCCUUUGCAAACAAGAUGAUGGAACCGUAACACACCCAGGACGGCGGGAUUCAAAGCCAGUAAAAAAGCCAUUGGGAGAUAAAAACAUGAUCAACUUGAAGAUCGACCCAAGUAUUGGAUAUGAACAAUUCCUUGAAAUUGUUAAAGAAGCCUUUUUCCCCGGUGGAAUGAACCCUGUAGUCGGAGACAUUGAUCUUUUUCAAGGGUUUGAACUUGUUGAUGGUCUCAACAUCAACAUUUGUACAGGCUUGCAGGAUUUCUCUUUGAAUAAAUACAUAGAAAAGAAGAACACGUCUGGAGCACUACGCCUUAAUCUGUUGCUUUCUAUGGUGGAACCGGAACCUCACGCCGAUGAUCCAACAGUAACAGGGAUGAUUGAAUCAGAUCCGGACCCAGAUUAUUUGCCAGACUUGGAUAUUAAAAGUGAACACAUAGCAACAAGCCCUUCUGGGGAGGUACUCAUUCGAAGAAACCAAUGUCGUAGGGCAUCUCCACAGGCAACAAGACCUGCAGCAGCACCAGUACCAUCAACAGCUACAUUGGAACCUGCCUUUGCUCAACCUUCAGCUUCAAGUGCAGACAACACAGCACACAGGAGACAUCUAAUAUAUUCCGAUUUGCUGGUUGAGAGCGACGAAGAAGAAGAUGAUGAAGACCUUAAUUUAGCUAUAGCGGCGAGUUUGGCGGAUGCCUCAAAACGUCAUGAAGAAACGACGCUGACCGAUUUGCUUGUUGAACUUAGCUCUCGGGUUGACAAGACGUGUCAGCCGAAUUUGAUAAAUGUGGCCCGCUCUAGACUCCUGGCAGCCGCGUGCAGGGCCUUUGGGAGGCAGCGAUUCCAGCCUACCCACCCUUUAUCGUUGAAAUUCAUGGAUGAUAUCGGCCAGUCAGAGGGUGCCAUAGAUGAUGGUGGACCGACACAAGAGUUUUUUACUCUGCUACUCCGCAAGUUCCAAGAAAAUGGUAUGUUUGAAGGACCUGAUGAUCGGAAGAUUAUUGUACCUUAUCAACCAGCUAAGAAGAAUGAUCUUUACUACUUCUGCGGAUACACGAUGGCACUUGCAAUGGUGCAUGUGUCGAAAGGACCACACUUUAUCUCCCCCACAAUGUACGAUGCAAUAACGAAGGGGCCCGAAGCGGUGCAUCCUACCUUCGAUGACGUUCACCCGCUGGAAAUCCGUAAUAUGUUGAUGAAGAUAAAUGAGGCUACCAAUAUGGACGAGCUGCAUAAAGCGAUGGACGACGCGAGUACCUUUUUGGACAUUUCUGGAUGCUACAUUCCAAUUCGCACUCUUGUAGACAAGGAAGUGGUAGUGACAGCCAGUGUCAAGUUCCAGGUGCUGACAAGAAUAAGAGAAUUCAUGGACCGAUUCGUUGCUGGUCUUUCUGUGCUGGGUGUGUACCAGAGAAUAAAAGAAAACCCCGACAUAUUUAGGCCCAUUUGGUGCUUCAAGCCUGAACGUCUCACUGUGGACACAAUUAAGAAUCUAUUUGUGCAAGCCCUUCCCGAACCAGGCCACAAUCUGAGAGAUAGGAGUGCUUGCGUCCUGGCUUUCUGGUAUGAUUACCUGGAAGAUGUACAAGAAGGAAACUGCCAAGCCGAACUCAAGGACAUUCUCUUCUUUGCAACAGGGGUUGAAUACGUCCCACCUCUUGGAUUCAACACGCAGCCCACUCUUGAAUUUCACCAGGAAGGAAAAUUUCCGAUGGCAAGCACUUGUGAGUGCCAAUUACGGUUGCCCCUGGAUGAAAUAGAAAACUAUGACCGGUUUAAGUCAAACAUGGACGAAGGAUUCCUGAACACUGUGGGCUUUGGGCGUGCCUAAACUCCUGGUUCUUCGCAAUCACUUGAAAAGCCGUCACUGUCACUGUGUAAAAGCUUAUUGUUGCAAUAUGCCAGACGAACAUUCCAUUGACCAAUGUAAUUUGUUGUUUUUUAAUAAUAUUUUUAUACUGAACACAGUUCAACUUUUGAUAAUGUUUCUGUACUGAACAUAGUCCGACUAUGUAACGCUUUUGUACUGAACAGGGUGAAGUUCUGUAAUUGAUUUUAUGUUGUGUAUCAUACUCGGGGAAAAAUACAGAAAUUUUUCAUUCUUGUAUCAAACUAAACUGGUCCAACUCGCAACUCGCCGCAAUGUAAUCUUUUGAAUUACCCAUAUAAACUUUAUAAUGCCGAAUCAAUGUGGAGGUAAAGAUUAUAUUCUCCGACCCUGAAUUAGCAGUGACUCAGUAAAAGCGCUACUCCACUUCGAGUUUUAUCGAGAAAAGUAGUUCUCGGUGAGUAAUUCACCCUUGGUUUUUUACUGGUUAACUCACCUUAUGACCUUUCGUCAGACCGAUGAAAGUAACAUCGGGCAACGGCGGAACUGUCUAUGGACAGCAAACUUCAGGGAGAAAGCUCUCAAGUUGAGUUAGUGACUUACAUCAGGAAGAGAUAACCUCCUGCUUACAUGUAAUUAGUUAUUUGUUCAGUUAGCAUUCCCAAGGAAAUAUUGUAUACAGAAAGUCUUAAGAAUUCCUGGUGGUUUAUAGUUUAGAACUAGGGGAAACACUACGAUUAUGACGACGUAGAAUAUGACAAGUGAGGUCUGAGCCGCUGUGGGUGAACCUCCCUGAGAAAUCAACAUUGACUACAUACAUGUAAUGUAUAGGCAGUAUUAAGGCAUUGUUUAAUGAA